This is a messenger RNA of Salvelinus fontinalis (brook trout), 3201 nucleotides long. RefSeq names its product protein Wnt-7a. The coding region runs from base 398 to 1450 and encodes 350 amino acids. The transcript is spliced from 4 exons. Gene Ontology annotation, molecular function: frizzled binding; cytokine activity. Gene Ontology annotation, biological process: canonical Wnt signaling pathway; neuron differentiation; positive regulation of JNK cascade. Gene Ontology annotation, cellular component: extracellular region. Lineage: Eukaryota; Metazoa; Chordata; Actinopteri; Salmoniformes; Salmonidae. The record is from RefSeq and is a predicted model, not a curated record.
UAUAGUUGUGGAGAGAUUCAGCCCAGGCGGGAUUCCACAGUAGGGCCCUAUGUCUUCUCUGAACACGCCCCGGAUAUAUGAGCCAGAUAUAUAGAUCAUGCGGGUAGCAAAUGAACUGUGAGAAGGAGAUAAUCACACUACAAUACUUUCUCAUCCUUAGUUUUACCUGUGACACCCUCGCAAUGACAAGCCGGCGCAGCAAAGGGGGCACUUAAGGGGAAUUUACGGAAAUCAUUACAGCUAGGAAACUAUAUCAAAUAAUUGAGAGUAACUAUUGGGGAUAUUCGUUGGUAUCGACUUGGAGUAACUUUGGAUACUUGGACAGUGACUAUCGGAGAAUAUCUAUCUAUUCAUCAUUUUCGCUUACACAUUGCAUGAAACUGAGAGUGGAAGCACCAUGAGUCGGAAAACUAGACGCUGGAUUUUUCGGGUUUUGCUUUGCCUUGGGAUUGUCUAUUUGAAAAUCGGUGGUUUUUCAUCCGUGGUCGCGCUAGGUGCGAGUAUAAUCUGUAACAAGAUUCCCGGGUUGGCUCCCCGACAGCGGAUAAUCUGCCAGAGUCGCCCCGAUGCCAUUAUUGUCAUCGGAGAGGGAGCCCAAAUGGGGAUCAACGAGUGUCAGUUUCAAUUCAAAAAUGGGCGCUGGAACUGCUCUGCGCUUGGAGAGAGAACGGUCUUCGGAAAAGAGUUGAAAGUGGGCAGUAAAGAGGCUGCGUUCACCUAUGCCAUCAUUGCGGCCGGAGUUGCCCACGCCAUCACUGCAGCCUGUACGCAGGGAAACCUGAGUGACUGCAGCUGUGAUACGGAGAAGCAGGGUUUCUACAGUAAAGGCCAGGGCUGGAAGUGGGGAGGCUGUUCAGCAGACAUCAGCUACGGCCUGGGCUUCUCGAAGGUGUUCGUUGAUGCCAGGGAGGUCAAACAGAACGCCAGGUCUCUCAUGAACCUGCAUAACAACGAGGUGGGACGCAAGAUCCUGGAGAAGAACAUGCAUCUGGAAUGCAAGUGUCAUGGUGUUUCGGGCUCCUGCACCACUAAAACCUGCUGGACUAAACUUCCCAAGUUUCGCGAGCUCGGCUACAUUCUCAAAGAGAAGUAUGCCCAUGCUGUGCACGUGGAACCGGUCAAAGCCAGCCGCAACAAGCGGCCCAAAUUCCUCAAGAUCAAGAAGCCCUACUCCUACCGGAAGCCCAUGGACACAGACCUUGUGUUCAUUGAGAAGUCCCCUAACUACUGCGAGGCGGACCCGGUGACAGGCAGUAUGGGGACGCAGGGCCGGAUGUGUAAUAAGACUGUUACGCAGCAGAUCAGCGGCUGUGACCUGAUGUGCUGUGGACGAGGGUACAACACACACCAGUACUCCCGCGUGUGGCAGUGCAACUGCAAGUUCCUGUGGUGCUGCUACGUCAAAUGCAACACCUGCAGCGAGAGGACAGAGGUGUACACCUGCAAAUGACAGUAUUUAUUGGACCGUUGUGUGUGUGUGUGUGUGUGUGUGUGUGUGUGUGUGUGUGUGUGUGUAUGUGUGUGUGUGUGUGUGUGUGUGUGUGUGUGUGUGUGUGUGUGUGUGUAUAUGUGUGUAUAUGUGUGUGUGUAUAUGUGUGUGUGUGUGUGUGUGUGUGUGUGUGUGUGUGUGUGUGUGUGUGUGUGUGUGUGUGUGUGUGUGUGUGUGUGUGUGUGUGUGUGUGUGCAUAAUGGAAACUUUUUUAGGUAAUGGAUCAUUGCUGUUUUUGCAGCAGUACUGCAGCAGCAGUAGACAUAAGCAGAAGAUGGAACAACAGCGAAUUUGUCUGCACACAAUGCUCCUUCUUCCCUCUCAUUGGACAUAUACUGAGAUGCCUGCAACAGAUCACCAUAAAGGGAAACACACUGUGUCCUGGAUGGCAGGAUGGGACAGCCUCAGGACAUGAACUAUAACACACUGCGAUAUCUGCCAGCCAGCCAGCCUAUGUUUUUGGACUAGGUGUCAAUGCUGAGACUGUUAAAAAGCUAUGGAUGGAUGUGUACUAUCUGUUGACUGUAGAGUGAAUGGAUUCCCCCAACGCUCACCAUAAAUCAAUGCUGGAUAUAAUGCUGGACUGUGCUACUACUGUAGUUCUCUGUACCUGUACACUCUUAGAAAAGGGGUUUUGAAAGGGCUCUUCAGCUGUCCCCAUAGUAUAACCCUUCCAGGUAGAACCCUUCUGGGUUCCAUAUAGAACCCUCUGUGGAAAGGAUUUUACAUGGAACCCAUAAGGGUUCUACCUGGAACCAAAAAUGAUUAUUCAAAGGGUUCUCCUAUGGGGACAGCCAAAGAACCCUUUUCGGUUGUAGAUAGCAAUUUUUUUUCUAAGAGUGUAGCUCAAUAAGACAUGCUAUGCACAAAUGAAAUUAAACAGCCAUCGGGAAUAUUUAACACACUGUAUUUAGAGACAAAUAAAUCAUAUUAAUUUAUUUCAUAAAGAAACUACUGAUUUUAUCCAUUAUGGAGCAAGUCUUAAUUGUGUAGAUGCUGGGUUCUUCCCCAAUGAGAGUUUUUGUUAUUGUUUUGUUUGUUAAUGCAAUCCAAAAUAGAACUUAGAGUCAUACACUGGAAUUAGGUCAACCUGGAAUAUUAUGUUGCUCAGAUUGUUCCAGGUUAGGCUGGUAAUAGGCUACUGACAUUGACUUUCUCAUGAGUUUGUGCUUAAUCUGAAAUCGUACCCCAUUCCCUUUGUAGUGGCUCUGGCCAAAAGUAGUGCACUAUAUGGGGAAUAGGGUGCCAUUUUGUACGUGGACUUAGUCUUCCUUCUGUUUGCUGCUAGUCUGGAGAAUCCCUCACUGUGGUCUAAGGGCAUCAACACUACUGUCUGUGUUGAAUGACAAUGCUCACCUCAAGCUGACUAAAUUUAACAAGACAUAUUCAACCAGACACUCUUUUUGGUAAAUAUUGGUAAAGAGAGUAUAUUUUGAAAAAGCCUAUUUUUAUAUAAAUGUCUUAUUUAUACUAUUUCUUCUGGCAUAAUUCAAUAUCACACUCUUCCCUCUUUAUCCCUCUGUAAAAUCCAUGUGGGAAAAUGUGCGAUCUUGUGUUUGCCACUGCUGUCACUUCAUUGUUGUACUGUAUACUGUAUGUUAUUUGGAACCAUGUGUUUGUCCCUGUGAAUAUAUGGCUGUGUUCAAACUGCUUUGUUUACUGCACUUCAUGACUGCUAUGGUUGGAAUACAGGAACGGGAUAAGACUAACAA